UCGACCAUGGCUGGGACAAGGGAGCUCCAGCGCCAGAUCCGCCAGGAAAUGGCGAGCAGGAUGGAGAAGGAGCUCGCAUCGCCUCCAGAGCGCUGGGGGGAUUGGUACUAUUUCGUGCAUAUCCCGCAAGGGAAACAGUUUCCCAUCUACUCGAGACGAAGAGCCCGCCAAGGUGGAAGGCUGAAGGCUUUCUUUACAAGUUUUUUUGACAAGAACAGUGAAGUUAUGAUCGACAUCAAUGAGCUUGCUGCCGAGCACGGCCAUGCGCAGCUUGGAGUUUUUAAACUAUCCAGAGACUACAAACUGUUAGCAUACACGAUCGACUUGGGUGGCAACGAGAUGUUCACAUUGUUUAUCAAAGACUUGGAAACUGAUAGCCUCCUCCUGGAGCACAAAACCGAUGGUGUAGUAAGCGUGGAGUGGUCUGAUACUGGAGAAUAUCUUUACUACACUUGUAGUGAUGUGGCACAUCGACCUCACAGGGUUUUGUUGUGGAACUUGCGAUCUAAAGAUGAUGACAUUGCAAUUUAUCACGACGACAAUCCAAAGAACUUUGUUGAUGUUACAAGAACCAAAAACUGGCAGUACGUUUUGAUUAAUGUCAACUCGAAGACGUCCUCUGAGGUAAUUGGGUUUCACAAAUGUGUUGCUCGAGCCUCUACAGGACAGGUUUUUCUGGUAUAUCCGAAAACUUCAGCCACAACAUUGCGGAAAGUUGCAGAUAGAGUUGAUGGCAUCCAGUAUUUCGUGGAACACCAUGAAGAGCACCUGUAUAUUCUUACCAAUUUUUUGGGCGACAAGAAGCUAGCGUCGCUAGGAAACAACUAUCGGCUUGUCCGCUGCAAGACAGAUAGCUUGACCUCGAAGGCGUGGGAGUCGAGAGCGAAAAUUGGAUAGAGGAUAUGGAUAUUUUUGCGAAGCAUUUGAUCUUAUACAGACGACAAAAUGGUCUUCCCAUUGUGCAUGAUUUCAAC
Messenger RNA from Selaginella moellendorffii, 974 nucleotides. Its product is annotated as protease 2-like. Gene Ontology annotation, molecular function: serine-type endopeptidase activity. The transcript is spliced from 5 exons. The record is from RefSeq and is a predicted model, not a curated record. Lineage: Eukaryota; Viridiplantae; Streptophyta; Lycopodiopsida; Selaginellales; Selaginellaceae. Bases 7 to 897 code for a protein of 296 amino acids.